GCGAUUUGCAUCCAAGUCAGAGUUCGCACUUCGCGCAGUCCAAUCGCAAAUCGAAAUGUCGCAUCUGGUUCCCCUGUCCGUCCUGCUCGUCGUGGGACUCCUCUGCCUGGGAGCCACCACCGCCAAGCCGCACGAGGAGAUCAACAGGGACCAUGCCGUCGAGCUGGCCAAGGAGUGCAAGGCCGAGACUGGAGCCACCGAUGAGGAUGUGGAGCAGAUGAUGAGCCACGAGAUGCCCGAAAGGCAAGAGGCGAAGUGCCUGCGCGCCUGUGUGAUGAAGAAGCUGCAGAUCAUGGAUGAGUCCGGCAAGCUGAACAAGGAGCACGCCAUCGAGAUGGUCAAGGUCAUGAGCAAGAACGAUGCGGAGAAGGAGGACGCUCCCGCCGAGGUGGUGGCCAAGUGCGAGGCCAUCGAGACACCCGAGGAUAAUUGCGACGCCGCUUUUGCCUUCGAAGGAUGCAUUUACGAGCAAAUGAAGGAGCACGGACUCGAGCUGGAGGAUCACUGAAAGCAGAUUUGAGACCCAAGAUGAGACCCCCUGUUGCUGCAUCACAAGCGCCCUUCUGGAAUAAAAGCAUCUAUUUUUUUUAUGUGUAUACUAUGACUAGUCCUUAAGUACUUGAUAUACUGAGAAACUGCA
Molecule: messenger RNA, 640 nt
Organism: Drosophila santomea
Lineage: Eukaryota; Metazoa; Arthropoda; Insecta; Diptera; Drosophilidae
Gene: Obp19d
Product: general odorant-binding protein 19d
Exons: 4
Coding region: 56-508 (150 amino acids)
Biological process (GO): sensory perception of smell
Molecular function (GO): odorant binding
Source: RefSeq, a predicted model, not a curated record